Messenger RNA from Lacerta agilis (Sand lizard), 4905 nucleotides. It is a transcript of the gene ATAD2B, whose product is annotated as ATPase family AAA domain containing 2B. The record is from RefSeq and is a predicted model, not a curated record. Gene Ontology annotation, molecular function: chromatin binding; histone binding; ATP hydrolysis activity. The coding region runs from base 324 to 4655 and encodes 1443 amino acids. NCBI's taxonomy places the organism in Eukaryota, Metazoa, Chordata, Lepidosauria, Squamata, Lacertidae. The transcript is spliced from 28 exons. Gene Ontology annotation, cellular component: nucleus. Gene Ontology annotation, biological process: positive regulation of transcription by RNA polymerase II.
AUGUUGCCAGGGAUAGGGAGGAGGCGGUGGAAGAAGAGGCGGCCCUAUGAGCGGCGGCGGCAGACCGGCGCCCCUCAGCGGCAGCGGGCCGAGGAGGAGAAAGGGGGAGAGGGAACCAAGUAAUGGCGGCCAGUUAGUGUGUGGCUGAGCUAGAGGAGGAGGAGGAGGAGGAGCAGCUCCCCGCGUCCCUUCGAGCCCUUGUUCCUCGCCCGGCGGCGGCUGCUGAGGCGCCGCUCCCCAAAGCAGAGGCGGCGGCGGCGCCAGCGACUGAGCCUCCCUCUCCGGAGCGGCUGAGGAGGCGACGGCGGCGGGAGGGGGGCGCCAUGGUGAACACCCGAAAGAGCUCCCUGCGCCUCUCCCGCAAAGCGGCGGCGGCAGUCUCCGGGCCCGGCAGCCAUUUCAUCUCGUCCAGGACCCGUUUGUCUAGGACCAGCGCUCGGGCAGCGGCGGCAGCAGCAGCAGCAGCGGCGGCCGCCGGUCAGGAUGAAGAGUCGGCCCGGAGAGAUGAUGGUAGUGAUGGUAGCUUGAGUGAUAGCCACAUAUCUCCUCCAGCCAAACGUACCUUGAAACAUGCAGAUUCUGUAUGCAAAGACAAAUCAAAAUCUCGCAGUACUGGGCAGCGAGAGGAAUGGAGCAUCUCAACUGGACAGUCCCGGUUAACUUCUCAAUCUGGUGCUACAUUACCAAAUGGACGUAGUUUAUCUCUCAAAAGCAAUUCUCUUCGUGGGGAGAAAAAGGUUGAUGGGGACCAUGCUUGUAUAAAUGGAGGUAGAGAAAUCAGAAAAAGUUGCCGAUCCAGAAAAAACAGAUUUGAAAGUUUGAAUCAGAGUUUACUAUUUGAUCAACUGGUAAACAGCACUGCUGAAGCUGUUCUUCAGGAAAUGGACAAUAUUAACAUCAGACGGAAUAGGCGAUCAGGUGAAGUGGAACGGUUGCGCAUGUGGACAGAUACAGAAUUUGAAAACAUGGAUAUGUAUUCACGUGUCAAGAGGAGGAGGAAAUCACUGAGGAGAAAUAGCUAUGGAAUCCAGAACCACCAUGAAGUUUCCACAGAAGGGGAAGAAGAAGGUAAUGACAGAGAAUCUCAAGAAGAAGAUGCAGAUAUUGAAGUAGAGGAGGCAGAGGGAGAAGAAAAUGAUCGUCCAUAUAAUCUGAGACAAAGAAAAACAGUGGACAGAUACCAAGCGCCUCCUAUAGUGCCCGCACACCAGAAGAAAAGGGAAAAUGCGUUGUUUGACAUACAUAGAUCUCCUGCAAGAAGAAGCCAUAUCAGGAGAAAGAAGCAUGCUAUUCAUAGCAGUGAUACAACCUCUUCAGAUGAAGAACGCUUUGAAAGAAGAAAAUCUAAGAGCAUGGCAAGAGCAAGGAACAGAUGUCUGCCUAUGAACUUCAGAGCAGAAGACUUGGCCUGUGGAAUCCUGCGUGAACGAGUGAAAGUUGGUGCAAGUUUGGCUGAUGUAGAUCCUAUGAUUCUUGACAAAUCGGUGCGUUUUGAUAGCAUAGGUGGACUGAGCAAUCAUAUUCAUGCACUUAAGGAAAUGGUUAUAUUUCCUCUUCUUUAUCCUGAAAUAUUUGAAAAAUUCAAAAUUCAGCCACCAAGGGGCUGUUUGUUUUAUGGUCCUCCUGGAACAGGUAAAACCUUGGUAGCUAGAGCUCUGGCCAAUGAAUGCACACAAGGGGAGAGAAAAGUUGCUUUUUUCAUGAGGAAAGGAGCAGACUGUCUCAGCAAAUGGGUUGGUGAAUCUGAACGGCAACUUCGACUCCUCUUUGAUCAAGCAUACCUGAUGAGGCCAUCCAUAAUCUUUUUUGAUGAAAUCGAUGGAUUGGCCCCAGUCCGUUCUAGCAGGCAGGACCAGAUUCACAGCUCUAUAGUGUCUACUCUACUUGCUCUCAUGGAUGGAUUAGACAACAGAGGAGAAAUCGUUGUCAUUGGUGCUACAAACAGACUUGAUUCUAUAGAUCCAGCACUCAGGAGACCUGGUCGUUUUGACAGGGAAUUUCUUUUUAGCCUGCCUGAUCAAAAGGCAAGAAAGCACAUAUUCCAAAUACAUACCAGGGACUGGAAUCCAAAAUUGUCAGAUCAUUUUUUAGGAGAAUUAGCAGAAAAAUGUGUCGGGUAUUGUGGAGCCGACAUAAAAGCACUUUGCACUGAGGCUGCCUUGAUUGCCCUGCGACGGCGCUAUCCUCAGAUCUACGUCAGUAGCCAGAAACUGCAGCUAGAUGUUUCUUCAAUAGUUCUCAGCGCACAAGAUUUUUACCAUGCAAUGCAGAAUAUUGUGCCUGCCUCUCAACGUGCUGUAAUGUCGUCAGGGCAUGCACUAUCUCCCAUUAUAAGGCCACUUUUGGAAAGAACCUUCAACGACAUUCUGGCAAUUUUACAUAAAGUGUUUCCUCAUGCCGAGUUCAGCCAGGCUGACAAAAGAGAAGAUGCAACUAGUCUAAUUUUGGACGAUAGUGAAGAUGAGCAUGCUUCAUCAAUAUUUGAGACAAGUUGCCAGUCGGGAUCACCAAAGAAACAUUUAUCAGCUGCUGUACACAAACCUUACCUUCAUUUUACAAUGUCAGCUUACCAUCAGCCCACCUCUUACAGGCCAAGAUUACUGCUUUCUGGAGAGAGGGAUUCAGGUCAGACUACGCACCUUGCUCCAGCACUUUUGCACUCGCUUGAAAAAAUUGCUGUACACAGAUUAGAUCUGCCAGCACUUUAUUCAGUCAGUGCCAAAACACCUGAAGAAUCAUGUGCGCAGAUCUUUCGUGAAGCAAGAAGAACACUACCGAGUAUUGUUUACAUGCCUCAUAUUGGCGAUUGGUGGGAAGCUGUCAGUGAAACUGUGAGAGCUACUUUUCUAACAUUGCUGCAAGACAUACCAUCAUUCUCACCUAUAUUUCUACUCUCUACCUCUGAAACCAUGUAUAGUGAAUUGCCUGAAGAGGUGAAAUGUAUCUUUAAAAUCCAGUAUGAAGAGGUUUUUUAUAUUCAGAGACCUAGUGAAGAAGACAGGCGCAAAUUUUUCCAAGAGCUUGUCCUCAAUCAAGCAUCUAUGGCUCCUCCAAGAAGGAAACAAAUUGCUCUUUCUGAUAUGGAGGUGCUUCCUCUUGCACUACCAUUUUCUACUCGCCAGCUGUCAGAGGCAGAAAAGCAGCGAAUGGAGGACCAGGAAGAAAACACACUGAGAGAACUGCGAUUGUUUCUCAGGGAUGUUACCAAGAGAUUGGCCACAGACAAGCGCUUUAACAUCUUCAGCAAACCGGUGGAUAUUGAAGAGGUUUCAGAUUAUCUUGAAGUUAUCAGAGAGCCGAUGGACCUGUCUACAGUAAUAAGUAAAAUUGAUAAGCACAAUUAUUUAACUGCAAAGGAUUUCCUAAUAGACAUAGAUCUCAUAUGCAGUAAUGCAUUGGAAUAUAACCCUGACAAAGAUCCUGGGGAUAAAAUCAUUAGGCACCGAGCCUGUACUCUGAAGGACACUGCACAUGCUAUCAUUGCUGCUGAGCUUGAUCCAGAGUUCAAUAAAAUGUGUGAAGAAGUAAAGGAAGCAAGAAAAAAGAGAGGCUUAUCAGUAACGGCAGACCAAAUAAAUCCUCAUGGUUCCACUGUACAGAAAACAGAAACGAGAAUUGAGGAGGCAUUCCAGAACAGGCAAAAGAAUGCAAUGUCAGUUUGGCACAACUCUGCAAAUAAAUGUGCAUUUCGAUUAAGGAGGAAAUCAAGACGACGUUCACAGUGGGGCAAAGGCAUUAUUAAGAAGAGAAAAGUGAAUAAUUUGAAGAAAGACGAAGAUGAUGCCAAGUUUGCAGAUGAUGAAAACCAAGGGGAGGACAGCAAGAUGCUGGAGAAUGGGGAACUUGAGGGAAGUACAGACUGCAUUGAAGAGAACGGAGAGGAAAUGGGCGAUCUCUCUUUGACAAAUGAUGAGUCGUCUUGUGAUAUCAUGGAUAUACAUGGAGAACAGACACUUAACAAUGGGCCAGUCGGGAAAGAAAAUAGUAUUCCAUCCACAGAAGAGAGCUCGAACGAGUCCCUGUUAGUAAGUAAGAAGAUUACUCUGACUGUAGAAAAGGAAUCCAAGGAGGAGCCCUUGUUCAAGGGGGACCAUUUAAACGGCCAGGCCUCUGAAGUAGCUGCUGUCUCAGGAUGUCAGUAUGGCGAAUGUGAAUCACCGAAUGCUAUUUUGUCUCCUGCCACCCCUGACAUGUCCAUUCCCAAACAAAAUGCAACCAUCGAUCCCCAAAAGGAAAAACCCGAAGCUUUGAGCGACAGUCCCGACGAGGAACAAUUAAAACAGUCUGGCACCGAGGUACCACAAUGCAGCAAUAAUGAGAAGAAAUCGCAAGGCAUAGAUACUGAAACUAAAGAAGCUGAAUCAUCUGAUAAAGAAGGUACAUUGAAAAAUAAAAAACCUCGCAAAGUUGCUUUGGCGCAGGUUCCAGAGGAGGAGCAAUUGGAUCCCGUACCUCCUGUCAUUGUUGACCACGACAGAUUAAUGAAUUUACUUGAUGUGUUGGUUAAAAAAAGCGAUAACCUGACUGUUGACCAGCUUGAGAGACUAUACUCCCUCCUUAAUCAGUGCAUCUAUCGGCAUCGUAAAGAUUAUGACAAGUCACAGCUUGUAGAGGAGAUGGAAAGAACGGUUCAUAUGUUCGAAACAUUCCUGUGAACUCUUCAAGAUGUGCAGGUUUAUCUUUUCAUAAGCUGCUUACAGGAGAGCAGCCUACUGAGCCAUUCAAUUUCCAGUUGCACCAAGUAUGUGCAGAGCCUUGGUCUUAACACGCUCGCUCCUUGUCUCGCUUUCUGUUAUGAAUUUGGUGCUAUUGUCUCAGGUACCUGAAACCAGCCAGCCUACAAGAACCAAACGGAACUUCAUAAUAUUUGUAUCUUGAUUAUAAAUAAAGAAUAUAAUGCCACAA